Zea mays is the source of this 412-nucleotide messenger RNA. RefSeq lists its product as uncharacterized. The transcript has 2 exons. The record is from RefSeq and is a predicted model, not a curated record. Bases 1 to 291 code for a protein of 96 amino acids. NCBI's taxonomy places the organism in Eukaryota, Viridiplantae, Streptophyta, Magnoliopsida, Poales, Poaceae.
AUGAAGGUUUUGUUUUCUUCAUUAUUCUUUUUUUCAUCCGCGAGAUCCACCUCCGCGACGGCGACGGCGGCAGGCGGCGGCGCGGCGGGGCAGAGCCACCCGUUCCCAUGGCUAGACGAUGCCAUCUCGGAGCCCUACUACUUCCUGCACCUCCUCGCCUUCUUCUCUUACUUUGCGGCCCGCAGCACGGCGCUCUCCGCCGAUGACGGAGGGGAUCUCCACGACCGCCUUCUCCGUAGGGAGAUCCAGGCAGUGCUCGUGUUCCUGGUGCUCUUCGUAGUGAAGGUGUGAUGAUCAAUUCCAGCUAGAAUUCUAUUGCGAGCUUAUUUUCUGAGUAGCAUGCUUGGAUUUGGUGUUAAAAUUGGUGGGAGUAGCUGUUCUGUUGCUCUAAAACGUGGAUUGCAAUGCUGUU